AUAGACUUAUUUGUUUCGGAUUUGAUUUAUAGAUCAUUUUUAGGAUUUGAUGACUAAUUUCUUAUGAAAAAGGAGAAAUAUAAGAGUAUUUUUGUUUGAUUUGAUAGCAAAAUUAAUAUUUAGGUAGGAAUAAGCUUUUGGGAACAAAGGGUGGGAAACUUUGAUUAAAUCGCUUGUCAAAUGAAACAAUGAAGACAGAGAAAACAAUCCGUCUAUAGAGAAACAUUUUCUCCCACGACAAAAUCCCGUUAAUUUUCUUAUGCUUUUGUUUGCUAUCUAGAAAACCUAUAAAUUUAUUAAAAAAAAAAAACUUAAGUUAGUUAUGUGUAAAUUGAUCAUCAAAGAUUGGUUGCAAGCUAUUGUUUGACUAGCUUUUCUAACAUGUAUAGUCAUAGAUGACCGUCUACCAUACUAAUAAAUUCUACAAAUGGAAGAAUCAUAUAUUAGCCUAUUAAUCGAAUUUUUUCUUUCACUUUUGUGAUAGGUGUUUGAUUUUCACUCUCUUUUUCCAUGCGUUCUCUAGCGUAUCCUUGAAUUCCAAAAACUCUACAAAUUGGUCAAAUUAUAUUCUUGAUCAAGUGGUAUUAACUCUAAAGGAGUUUUCAUUGAUAGGAGUGAUAAUUUAUUAUUAUCAUUUGGAUAUUUUAAAAUAAGUAGUAGUAUAUGUUCAUCCAUGAAUUGUGCAGAAGAAUCUAAUUCCUCGACAUAAAAUUAAUAUUUAACCAAACCGUCAAGAUGUAGCAGUCACGUAUUACUGGGUAAUGUUCACCAUAUAAAAAAAAGUGAAUAAAUUUGUUCUUGAAGAAUGAGAAUCAUCAUUUUAUUAUUUUAUGUAUACGGUGAAAAAUAUCUAAUAUAUGCAAUUGUUUGUUUAUACCUAAUGUAAUUUUAUGGUUGAUUGGAGUAGAUGAACUAAAAUAUAUGCAUAACAUUAAAAAUGAAUAUAAUAAUAUAUAUUGGAAAUCAAACCUUUCUUCUGUUACCAAACCCAUCUUGGAAAUCUUAUUGUUUACUGGUUGAAAGCAAACAAAUAAUGUUUUGACCAACACUAGUGGAUUAGGAUUAUUUUACAGAUUUACAUAAUUUCCUUUUUUACCCUUAUUAUUUCUUAUCAAGUAUUAUAUAUAUCCCUUUUUCUUGUUUUUGCAAGAAUUAAAAAUUGGAUUAGCUUUCUUUCAAUAUAUUUCAGAAUGGUUGCUCUAUUUGUUUUUCUUCCUCUUUAACAUUUCCCAUUACCGUUUUUGAUGCUUUCUUCCCCACCUUAUCUAUCGCCACUGCCUCUUCCAUCAUCCCUGUCCAUUUCAUCAACAUUGCUGUAGUUUCAUCAUCCUCUUUCGAUCUGUUUUCUUCUUCAUCAGGCUAAACAUGUCGAGAACAAACGAAGACGUUGUCCAAGAAGUUGUUGAUAAUAAACCUCAAGGGCAAGAGCAAGUGAGUGAACUUACAGAGGAGGAAACUAGACAUGCUGACAAGACUGAGGAAAAUCAAGUACCUUCCACAGUACAGCAAGAGGAAAUGAUCAAGAAAAAGUAUGGAGGAAUUCUUCCCAAGAAAAAGCCUCUGAUUUCUAAGGACCAUGAGCAUGCUUUUUUUGAUUCUGCUGAUUGGGCAUUGGGAAAGCAGCAGGGAGGCCAGAAACCCAAAGGACCACUUGAUGCUCUCCGCCCAAAGUUGCAGCCAACUCCUCAUCAACAAGUCCGUUCUAGGCGCUCAGCUUAUGCUCCUGCUGAUGGAGAAGGUGUAUCUCCUCAUGACGAAGAUACAACACCCAAAACCUCGUCUGAAGAUCAAGAUUUCGCAAGAGAGGAUGACAAGCAUGAAAAGUCGGUUUCUCCUGAGGCUCAGAGUUGCCAUGAAUAAAGUUUUGUAUGCAGUACCAUGUACAAAAGUAAAAAAAAAAAAAAAAAAAAAAAAAAGAAAAAAAAAGAGCGCGAAUCAGAGAUUUCCUUUAUAAAUGUGGAUAAUAAUACUUAAGAAACAUUGUGUUCAUCCUGCUUUAAGCAUAGGCGGCAUUCACAGCUUUGGUUGAAACAGCACACAAGGUGAUAUUGUGUGUAUUUCGUUAAUUUAUUGGAACCUCGGCUGUAGUUUCAAGUCAUGCUUCAAUGUGAUCCAAAAGUAACAAGUUUUCCUAGUUUUAAUGCAUGCACUGUUAGGAUUUCA
Amaranthus tricolor (Joseph's coat) is the source of this 2163-nucleotide messenger RNA. RefSeq lists its product as uncharacterized. Lineage: Eukaryota; Viridiplantae; Streptophyta; Magnoliopsida; Caryophyllales; Amaranthaceae. Gene Ontology annotation, molecular function: protein phosphatase inhibitor activity. Gene Ontology annotation, cellular component: cytoplasm. The record is from RefSeq and is a predicted model, not a curated record. The transcript is spliced from 7 exons. The coding region runs from base 1366 to 1860 and encodes 164 amino acids.